UCUGAGCAGCGGGAGGACCACCCCAACCCCUGAACCUGAAUCUACCCGCCCUGCCAGUUUAUAAAUACCGCUUGGAUUACGCCGGCAAGUCUUGGUCGUCAGAAACGCUCAGGGUUGCAGCAGAACAUCCCCCCUCGUCUUAUCCCCUUUCAUCGUUUCUCUGUUUUUUAAGAAAAUCUCACGCAUCAUCCAUUCUCACUCCCACUAUACCCCUAUUUUUUCCCCCGAACUGUAGUUGUUUUUUUGCGGCCAGUUGCAUGCAUUUAUCGUCUCCCAAAAUGGUUUGCGAGACUAAAAUUGUUGCGGACGAACACGAUGCUAUACCUGGGACCAAAAAAGAGUCAAUCAUGUGGGGCUCUCCUUCGUCCAGCGCGGCUCUGAACCCCGCCGAGACUAAGGAGGAUGUGAGGAAAGAUGCGGUUUUUAUCCGCGAGUUCGAGCGCGGGGAUCAAGAGGAGGUGCGGCGCAUCUUUUACGAGGGUAUUAUGGAGAGGAUACCCAACACGGCGUUUAGGGGGCUCAGGCAGCAGCCCAAGACUCAGUUUUUGUAUGCUCUUUUGACAGUAAUGUGCUUUUUCGUGACCAAAUCCGUCACGCUGACCUGCUGUGCACCCCUCAUUCUAAUGGGUGCACGCUACUACUACAGCAGGAAAGUUAUCCAGAGUUAUCUGGACUGUGCUCUGCAAACGGACAUGGCUGACAUAGAGGCUUAUUACAUGACACCCACAGGCUCCUGUUUCUGGGUGGCAGUGCUUGAUGGACGUGUGGUUGGGAUCGUGGCUGCGCAAGGCCGUGAGGAUGAAAACACGGUUGAGCUGCGGCGCAUGUCGGUGGACUCCCACUACCGUGGCAAAGGCAUCGCAAAGGCACUUGGUCGUCGUGUUCUGGAGUUCGCCGUGCGCAACAACUACGCCGCUGUGGUCCUCGGCACGACGGCUGUCAAGCUGGCCGCCCACAAGCUGUACGAGUCGCUGGGCUUCCGCCAAACGGGCCAGAGCGAGGACUACAGGCUCCCUGGGAUGAACCGCUCGCCGCUGCAGAGGCUCUUCUUCCAGAUCCGCUACAGCCGCUACCGCUUGCAGCUCCGUGAGGAGUGAGAGGUGACAGGGAGAGAGAGAUGGAGAGGGGGAGAUGGAGAAAGCGAGGGACAGAGAGAGAGAGCAACGACCCUCCUUCACCUGAGAGCCCCGACCGCAUCCUCUCCUCUGACAGCUUUUAUUUAUUUUGUGUCAUUAGAGAUAACUCCGAGUACAACUUAACACUUCUACUAUUUCAUCUUUAAAGUCACUAACGUUUUCAUUACUAUUAUGCUUUUGUUGCUGUUGUUUUUGUAUUAUACUUUUACAUUUUAAAUAAGAGUUUGUUUCUUUUCCUCUAUUUUAUUAAGAUAUUUUUUGUACCUUUAUCCCUCCCUUUCCAUUGUGGGAGAAAAAAAAUUGGCUUUUAUAGAAGACAUCUAACUGGCACCCCAAGUAGGCACCCUCCCCUGUCCCUUUGGUUUUAAGAUCAUGUGACUCUGAUCAAUACUCCUCAUCAUUAUUAUUCAACAAUGCCCUCUUUACCCUUCCCCCAUUACCUCAAGCCUUCCCUUCCCUCCCACAUUCUCCUAAUUUUCCCACAGCAGAAUUUAUCAGAAGCAGGGCAGUGCCAUUAAAUAUUUGCACUCGGUUUCAUUGGGGGGGGUGGACAGAGCAAUGGACGGGUUGGGAGGGGCCGAUGGCUUCCUCCAGAGCAAAACACACAAAAAGAAGUGCUGGGGGAGAUUGUGGUAGACACUCUCUUUUACAAAAAAAUCUCUGCAAUGUUGCAUUUUGUGUGUGCACUGUACACAGAGCAUGGUCACACACACAAAUCAAGUCAUUUUGGCUUUUAGCCAAUCGCUCAAGACACCAUAUUGAAGCACAGCGAGAGUGUGUUACUGACCCCCAUAGUGAGAGAAAAGGAUGGCAGGAUGGUUACCGGAAUAUGCACUGUGUAUCCUGCGUCCUGGAUGGAUUUGAAUCAACACAGUGCAUCUUCCUCACACAUCCUCCUCUUCAUUCUCCUCACUGACUAUGUGAUUGGAUCUCUCCUUCCCUCCUACUGUUUCCUAUCAUCAGUUAACCACUGCUUUUCUCACCAGAGCUGUGGAGAGGGUCUGUGAUUGGGUUGAGGUGAAUGAAGGGUGUAACUUUCUCGCUGCAGCGUCACACUGACAGAUCCUAAGAUACAAUAUAGCUGCAUGACAGAGCUUGUGGAUGUAUGUACGCUUGACUGUUCAGAGUGUGUGUGACUGUGUGUGUUUGUGUGUGCGUGUGUGUUUGAUGAGCUAUGGUCAGACAUCAGACCAUGUCUCAACAAUGUCUCAACUAUUUUUAUUUUGCGUGAAUAGACACGCACCUUCCUUGCUAGAGUCAAGUAUUAUCUAACUAAACACUUUCUAUGUGUACUUAUAAAAUGUUUAUUGAUUGAAGAAAGAUCAAUUCUAACAUUUUGAAUAUGUUUAGUAUUUGACUGACAAUUAGUAAUUUUAUAACUUUAAACACAUAUUACCACAUUGUAAUAUGCAAAUUUAACUGACAAAACCUAAACAAAUAGUAGCUACACUCCACAUACUUAAUCCAAGUUAUUGGGGAACAACUUGGGUAAGACAUGACUACUAGCAAUACUUGCAAACCUAAAGUACAUAACUGAGCACAAACAGCAAAUAAUAAUUUACACCAAUAUAUUGGCAUUAGUAUUCCCCAUGUAUUUAUAUUGUGUAUACAGUUGAAAACUCGUGUAGCAAACAAAACGUCAAAGUUUCUCCCAUAACACCUCUCUCCAUCUCCCAUCCUCCGACCAUACAACCAGCAGUAUAUUCAGCCAUCCACGACUCUGAGCCUAAGUUCUGUCAUCACACCAUUGGUAAAAAUUAAAAUAUGAAACAAAAUACAACAAAAAAAAUCACAUAAGAUAAAAAAAAGAUGAAAAAAAAUUGAAUAUAAAUGUAAUUGUCAUGAAAUUAGCACUGACCCUCCUUGCCUUGCCACCCUUUCCCGCCUAAACUCUCCCCAUUCAUUAAUCUGUCUGCAACCCUGGGCUAGACCCCACACCUUCCAUUUAAACCCUGCACACCCUCCACUGACCUUUAACCUUCCCUGCCCCAGGCCACACCCAUUCCCUGCCCAUGUCUGCAUGCGCCACAGAGCCUUGCUGCACUGCUUUUAUUAUUCCACUUGAAGCUUGUUGGUCCAACCCUAGACCCUGCCCUUACCCUGAUGUCAUCUAGGCAGUGUGACGCUCCAGGACUGGCUGGUGCCGGGUUGCAAGGCUGAUGUAUGGUCGUAUGAGUAUCUGGUGUGAUGCAGAAGACACAGAAAGUGAGAGAGAAAAUGUGUGUGUGUGUGUGUGUGUGUGUGCGUGCGUACUCACCAACGGCAGCACUGCCUGGAUGACAUCAUGCCUGCCAGCCAACCAACUGUAGAAUGCAAAAAGCAAUGCAAGUGUGGCAUGCCUCUGUACCCAGUGUGUGUACGGUGCCUGCCCUGGAAAAGUGUAGAAAAAAAUGUACUGCUUUAUAUACGAUAUAUACGACAUAUAUAUCUAUAUAAAGAAACAAAACUUAUUUUUUAGAAUCAACAUAUAAAAGAAAUGUGUGUUUCUUUGUUUGGGAAAAAAAAAAGAUAAUUGUACCAUUUGCAUGAAAUGUGUCUUUGAAUGCAAAUAUAACAUUUAGGGGAGAAACUCCUAGCACAGGCAUACAGUGGAACCAUAGAGUUGUACAUUUUUUAUAAUGGUUUAUUUUAAAUUAUUUGAAUUCUCUGCAAUCAAGACAAGGAUGUGAAAUUAAUACCAGCCACAGGCCAGUGCUCAUGAAUCUUUAGGAGGUAGCCAACCGUUGUUUAGAAGUUGUACACUAUUCUUAAAGCCUUGCUCAAUUUGAAAGUGGCUAUUGACAUUCAGAUUUAUCCAUCACUGACUGGAGGACAGAAAAGUUACGUUUUUUACCCUUUAUUAGGGGAGUGAGGACAUAUGAUUGAAAGUAUCGCAGCUCUUCUUCUAUUAAACCAGCUUGUGGAAAGGUUCCCAAACACUUCGCAGGACUAAGAUCAUCAAUGGGCAUUCAACAAAUGAUGACAGAGGAAAAAUGUAUUCCCAUGCAGUACAUAAUGCAGAAUGUUUACGAGCAUCAAGUGAUUCAAAUUCAAGUCCUUUGCCAAAUUUAUCAUAUGCAGAUAAAGAAAACAGGUAGCAGGGUAGUGUAAUGGUUUUCAGUGACGGUCAAAGCCGUUUCCUGUCAAAAGUGUCCUCAAACCCUACUGGACCUCCAUCUAUGUAAGCUAAAUGCCUAAAACUAGACAGUACGUACAUGCUUCUUUUGCAUCGAACUUUCUUUCCAUAAUAUAUAUUUUUUUAUUUAGGGAUGUACCUUACAUAACACCCAGAAUGGACAAAAGUUGACCUUAGCUACUUUAAGCGGUUGAUGUCCCAUAAAAAUAAAGCUUCUUCCCCUUCCCUCCGUUUGUUCAAGCAAUGUGCCCGAGUCACAUUUGGAGCAGGCUUAGCUACCGACAACUCCUUUGUCUUUUAAUUGGAGCUGACCUAAUUUAAUUUAAAUUCUGCAAAGUAAAAGCAAGGCACAAUUGCACUGAAAGCAUCAGACAGUUUUCAAAAACACACAAGAUGUUUUCACCGGGCGAACAUGUGGAGGAUGCCUCACACCACUUUGAUGCGUCUGCUUUGAAGAUGCUGGAGAGUCAAAAGAGGACCCCGCUGUAUUUUGUGACGUUUCAGGAGCAACAGCUACCACUGACCUUCAUAGGGCACUUACAAACUUCCCACUAAGCUAAUGGUAACAGUUGACAACAGCAAAACUACAGUGUGAACACUAUACAGAAAUAGGUUCUGGUUUCUCUCCAAAUACAAGAAUCAGACUAUAAACCAUCACCUGAAGAAAAUUUGAUAUCACAGUUGUGAAAUGUAGGGGUCAGUGGAGCUGAGGCUUUAGAAACACCACAGCUGAGACACAUUUGGAGUCAGUUAUUACUGCCAGUGUGUUUUGGUCCUUAAUGUAUGACUAAACCCACUCUUUAAAGACUUGGGUGAGGUCCGAAGGUUGAGAGUGAGAGGUGGACACUGUUGAGGUGGUUGUAAAAAAAAAAUAAAAAUAGUGGUCUGGAUCUUGUGGAAGAACGUGAAGUCCGUCAGUUCUGAGCCAUUUCUGCUGCUCCCAGUCUCAGUUUCUGCCACAUGAAAUUUAAGACACUCCUUCAUGUAUUUUCUGGAGAAGUUAUUAUCCAUACUGGUACAUAUGAACAAAGGUAAUAUCAUUAAAAAUGCCUUUGCCAAGGCCUUAUGCACUGGAAGCAAAUGCUGGAGUUAAAAUAUCUUGUGGACUGCAUGGCUCAAGGUAGUUAAAGGGUGAUUUAGAAUUGUAAAAAUGAAGUGCACUGACUAUAAUGCAUUUAUUUCUAGUCUGAGCAAUGUCUGUUUUCUACUUCAUGUGAAUGCAAUGCCCUGUGAAGUAUCACCUCCCAUUUAAAACUGGUAUUGCAUACGUAAUGUUAGAAUGUAGUAAUUAAACUGUAUGCAACUUCUACCAGAGUGUAAAUUUAGUUACAAACCAUUCCUCUGAAAUGUUCUGCUGAUGUACAAUCCAAAAACAAUCUCACACUUUUUUUAAAUUUGGUUUUCUGUGAUUUGUUUGAAUGCGAGUGUGCUGUCCUAUUGGUUGAGGUUUGAGAAGGUAUGCUGCAUAAAGAAGGCUCUUUUAGUUUAGUGCUUUAGAGUCCAUAAAUGACCAUCUGAUGCUCUCUCUCUGAUGGCAGACACAGAGGCCUAAGCUGAGGCUAUUGAAGCUAACGCUUCAACUUCAGAAGUUUUAUAAAUCCUAAAACAUGGCUGUUAAAAUAAUCAAACACUAAAAAUAUCAGUAUUUGUCAUGAUCAGUAUUUCAUUCAGUUUAUCAACUGGUGAAGGAGCAUAUAAUUCUGCACAAAUGUACAGAUCCUGUGGGUGUGUUGAUGGUGUGUGUCUAUGCUCAGCAGCCUUGGGGGAGAACACUCACAGGCAUGAAUGUAAACUGCCAGCAUUUAAGGUCUUAAAAAGGUUUUUAUGUUUUAAAUCUUUCCCAGUUGCUUUUUUUACUUUAUGAAUGAGAAGAAUGGUGGGGAAAGGAUGAAAAGCAGCUAUUGGUUCUUUCAUUAAGUGACUAAACCACUACAUUAGGCGUUAGACAUUUUGUGUGAUUGUAAAUAGUCGUAUCCUACCUAUUGUCAAUGUAUUAUUUUCUGCAAACUGUCAUCUUUGCUGGUUUUAACCAAUCCCGAUGGAGUAUAUUUUUGUCUCAGAAGAUGGCUGUCGCCUGGAAUGUUCCACCUAACGAGGAGGGCGAGGGGUGAGGGAGGAAUGUGCCACAUUGGCAGUUAAAUGGGGGGGAGGGGGCGGCGGGAGGAGGUCUGCAGCAACAGAGCUCCACAGCAUGGACUCCCUCUCUCUCUCUCUCCCUCUGGUGAGGAUUUUGCUCUACUGUGGCAAAUACAGAAGGACUCACAAUUGGACUGAGGCCACAGGUGCCAAGAACACAUAAGCACUUGUAGCACAACUGUGUCUUGUUUUGCUAUUACAGUACAGAUAGUUUUGAUUUUUUACAUUUCCUAUGAAGAAUAUGGAUAAAGAUUCUCUUUCUGCUGUAUGAGUCAUAAGCAUAUAUACAAGACAUGAUACCAUGAUGUAUAACUUAUGUAUACUUCGACCCAUGGCUAUUUAUGGAGGUGAAAAUUUGUCAAAGGUGACAGUAAUUGCUGCAUUUUUAUUCCUUAUGUGGCUAACUUUUGUUCAACACAAUCCUGUACUUACUUGGUUAUUAUAUGGCAAAGAUCCUGCCCACGUGCCAUCUAAUCAAGCAAUAAAUUCAAACAAACAGACAAAACAACAAAAUACAGUACUGGCAUACUAUCAACAAUGAUUUUAUUGAAUACAUAAAAUGCUGCAUUGAUGUUAUAUCCCUUAUACUGUACCAAUUAGUGGCAAUGAUGCCACCACAGUUUUGGCAUUGCGACAUUACCACUCAUUAUAUCGAAGCCUGAUGGGGUGUUUGAUUGUAAAAUGUUUCUGUUUUUUUGUAUUUUUCUUUACAAAGAGGUGUCAAUGAUGUGUUUUUUUAAACUCGAAGUCGAAAUACACAGGUGUACCUCUGCAUAUUUGUACAGAUGUCAAAGGAAAUGGGGAAAAUGACAAGAGGGGUAUAAUGGAUGCUAAAGAAUGAGCAGUUCAAGCAGACAGGAAAAAGAUGGCGUAGCCACACUCUGAAAGUGCAAUCUGCUGUCAGUCUCUUAACUGAGCUUUUAUCUAACCACAAAAGACUUCCGGUGAACUUAUAACACGGUAUUCAGUGCAACUUCACUACCACCACUCUGUUAGUACAAUUAAAAAUAAUCAAUUAAAAACACAUUGCAGCUGCCAGAAUCUAAAGUCUCAAUCAUGUUGACUUUUCUAACAAGCGAGGUUCAAAGUCUUUCUUUGAAUCUGUAAUUCAGUAUCUGUAAAGUUGUAAAGUAUAUUUUACUGUAAAUAGCAUCAGGGGGUCAUUUUUACUCCUUUUGUAAAAGAACUGUGGAAUUAAAUUUUAAAGAUAUUUACAGCACUAAUAAAGAGAUUCUACAGUAGUGCAGGUGUCUUCAUCUGUAUUACCUCAUGACAAUCCCAUGCGGACUAAUGGCCGCCACUUUCAGGGGCUACAGCGCACGCCACCUUAGCCUUGGUGUCUCUGUCCCACACUGAUGGGUCCGGACACAGCCUUCCUUGUCCUGCCUGUCUGCUUGAACUCUCAAGUCAUCAGAGAGAACCUAAAACACAGCAACAGCAACCGCUCUGUUAGCUUAUAGCACACACCAGGCAUGGCCAUGAAUGUCAGUGGCUCUGGACUGAGCUAUCUAGCUUUAGCAAGCUGCUGCAGUGCAAGGGGAUCUUUCUGCCCUGGAGCCCUGUCAUGGCCUGUUGCCAGGAAACCGACCCACACAAAGCACAGCAGGGGGGCUGAUACACAGCCACGCUGUGGGGAGGCAGGCAGGUCAACCAGCUGGCCAUGAUAGUGGAACUGGAAGGACUUCUGGGGGGAAGGGAGCAAAAUUGUAACUAUGGGAUCUUUGUAAACCAGGGGUUAGGGGACCUGUAGGGGCAGGGGUAGUUUGGCUACGGUGAGGAAUUUGAGAAAAGGGGCCCUGAGGCAUGUAAAGUACAGCAGUAAGCAAAUAGUGUCUGGGGUCAAGUGGGUAAGAAGAAGACAAAGAGAGAAAAAGCAGGGUCACAGUUAUAGGCAGGUAUGGUGUGGGACAAGAUUCAUAAGGUCAAGCAUGGUGUGGUGAUUUAGUGUUAACAGGGAGAGACUGCAACAUAGUGUAGACACAGUUGGUACACCGGUCUGCCCGACCUCAGUGAGACUGCAGUGACAACCUGGUUUUUAUUGGGGGUCUAUUAGCUUUCAGUUCCCUUUCUGCCAUUCCUUUCGGAGACUGCUGUAUUACCACACUGGGAUUACUAUUAUUAUUGUUGAUUAUUAACCCUUUCUUUUAUACUGACAACAACUGGAACACUGUACAGAUGUAAAGAUGGCAUUUCCUGAAUUAUGACGAUGAUUGAAACAUGGAUGUACAUAAAUUGUAUCAAUUAAAAAUGAUGAUGCAUUAAGCUUUUA
Molecule: messenger RNA, 8656 nt
Organism: Micropterus salmoides (largemouth bass)
Lineage: Eukaryota; Metazoa; Chordata; Actinopteri; Centrarchiformes; Centrarchidae
Gene: aspnat
Product: N-acetyltransferase 8-like
Exons: 3
Coding region: 258-1097 (279 amino acids)
Cellular component (GO): mitochondrial membrane
Molecular function (GO): L-aspartate N-acetyltransferase activity
Source: RefSeq, a predicted model, not a curated record